GCUCUCUUUCUCUCCCCCUCUCUCUAUGACCUCUUUCUUGAUGAAAGCGGGGGAAAACACUUGUCUUCGACUCAUAUCUUUGGACUACGACAAAGCAGCUGCCGAGGUGGAUUGCAUAGAAGAAAACGUUCGCCGCUGAACUGCAUACACCGCUGCGUCGCGUCGCUUACGCAUCCGCCGCUUUGGUGUUCUGUCUUCUUCAUCCCACAGCUACCUCUUUUGUUUGUACACCACGGGGCGACAAACAACUUAUUUGCUUUCCUCCUUUUUCUUCAUUCUCACAUCUCUCCGGUCAACGACCGCGAAAACAAAUCAAUCAAUGAAAGUAGAGAUCAUUGAGUGUAUCAAGAAGGAGCACGCGGCAGGUGAGACGCUGGUGUUCAAGCUCAAUGAGGUAGACAGCUCCUUCGCAAAUGCGCUGCGCCGUGUGAUGCUGGCCGAGGUCCCCACGCUCGGCAUCGAGUCUGUCACGAUUCGUCAGAACACCUCCGUGCUGCCGGAUGAGAUGAUCGCCCACCGCAUGGGUCUCGUUCCGCUCUUCUCUGAGAAGGCAAAGCGGCUGAACUUCCCGCAGGACUGUAGUUGUGGUGGUGGCGGCUGUCCAGAUUGCCAAAUCACCGGCUCCUUACGGGUGGAGUGCCCAUCGAAUCAACAUAGCAUGCAAGUUUUUAUCGGUGACUCCCUCCACAUCGACGACGAGGAGGUGUACCCUGUCAGCGCCGAGGAGCACGGUAUUUGGCUCGUCACAUUAGGCCGCAGUCAGGUGCUGGACUUGCACGUGGUGAUCCGCAAGAACAUCGCCAAGACACACGCCAAGUUUAUGCCAGUGGCCACGGUGGCCAUGCGCUACGCACCCGAUAUCCUGCUCAACCCGAACGGCUUCCAAAGCCUCGGGAAGGAGCGGGCGCGGGAGUGGGUGGCGCGGUGCCCGCGAAACGUCUUCCGCUUUGUGGAGCGCACCGGCAUGGUAGAGGUCCAGGACGAAGACGCGUGCAUCUUCUGCCGUGAGUGCACCGCGCAGGAGCCGCCCUUCGACAAACUGCCCGAGCCGCUCGUCUUUGUGCGGCCCAAGAAGAAUAAGAUGGGCUACUUCGACUUCACCUUCACCGUUGAGUCCACAGGCGUAUUGCCGGUACUGCAAAUUGUGUACGACGCCGUGGCGGUGCUGCGCAAAAAGCUGCAGCGCGUCGGCGAAGGCUUAAUGAAGGACCCCAACGCUGACGGGGUUAAGAUGCGCACUAUUGGCCAGGCCCCCACGGCGCAGGUGGUGCCCAACGCGGAUGCCGUGCGCCGCGGUGCGGAGGAGGACAACUUAGACUUCACGAUGCAAUAA
Messenger RNA from Leptomonas pyrrhocoris, 1333 nucleotides. RefSeq names its product DNA-directed RNA polymerase I-like protein. Bases 320 to 1333 code for a protein of 337 amino acids. The transcript has a single exon. Lineage: Eukaryota; Euglenozoa; Kinetoplastea; Trypanosomatida; Trypanosomatidae. Gene Ontology annotation, cellular component: RNA polymerase II, core complex. Gene Ontology annotation, biological process: DNA-templated transcription. The record is from RefSeq and is a predicted model, not a curated record. Gene Ontology annotation, molecular function: protein dimerization activity; DNA-directed RNA polymerase activity.